Molecule: messenger RNA, 336 nt
Organism: Gongylonema pulchrum
Lineage: Eukaryota; Metazoa; Nematoda; Chromadorea; Rhabditida; Gongylonematidae
Source: the annotation of a GenBank genome assembly
AUGAUUGGCGCGGGUAUUUAUGUGCUUACCGGUUCGGUGGUGCGCAAUAUCGCUGGACCGUCAAUAGUAAUCUCGUUCGCGAUGGCCGGGCUCGCGUCGCUUCUUUCCGCUCUCUGCUACGCUGAAUUCGGUGCAAGAUUCCCUAAAGCUGGCAGUGCGUACACGUAUGCUUACAUUGGAGUGGGCGAGCUCUGGGCGUUCAUUAUUGGAUGGAAUAUCAUCCUCGAGCACAUGCUUGGUGCAGCUGCAGUGGCGCGCUCAUGGUCAGGAUAUCUGACAUCCAUUUUUGGGAAUUCCAUCAGGAACUCAAGCUUCGUUAGCAUCGGACAUUUUGAU